CCUAUUUCAGCGCUUCUGUCGGUGACUCUGCACUGCGCAUGCGCAGUCCUCUGCCGUCGAUCCAGCGCUGGAGUCAGGAAGUGGUUUCACUUCGCGUUCGUUCACCUGCGGAUCGUUAAUGUGACGCACCUGGGCCACAGUCCCGUCAUGACGUCAGUGAGUGACCUGGAGCAGCUCGCGGACAUAGAACUGCAGAGGGAGGAAGACGAGGAGGAGGAGGAGGAAGAUGAGAAGUGUGUCACAGAUGCUCCGUCGUCCGUCCUGCCUGACUCCUCCCACCCUUAUUAUGACGUGGCUCGACACGGCGUCAUCCAGGUGUCUGGCGACGACCUCUACGGCCGGAAGCAGAUCGUGUUCAGCAGCUGCUGUUUGCCUCCGUCUCACCAGCUCAACCACCGGCGGCUGCUCGAGUUCCUGAAGUUCACUCUGGACCAGUACGUGGAGAUGGAUUAUAUCCUCGUCUACUUCCACCACGGACUGAGGAGCAGCAACAAGCCGUCGCUCGAGUGGCUGCGAGAGGCGUACGACGAGUUCGACAGGAAAUACAAGAAGAACCUGAAGACUCUUUACGUCGUUCAUCCGACGAACUUCAUCAGAAUCGUCUGGAACAUUUUCAAACCUCUGAUCAGCCACAAGUUCGGGAAGAAGUUGAAGUACGUGAACUUUCUGGAUGAGCUGCGAGAUCACGUGAACUACGAGCAGCUCGUCGUCCCCGCCGACGUGCUCAGACACGACGAGAAGCUGCGAGCGGCUCAGAGGGGCGGAGCCUCUCCCCUGGUGAAGACGCCCCCGCCCCGCCCCCCCCUGCCCUCGCAGCAGUUUGGCGUCAGUCUGCAGUACAUCAGGGAGAAGAGGCGGGAGGCGACGAUCCCUCUGGUGCUGCAGCAGACGGUGGACUACCUGAAGGUCAAAGGUCUGAGGACGGAGGGAAUCUUCAGACGCUCCGCUCGUGUUCAGAUCAUCAAGGACGUUCAGAAACUCUACAACCUCGGGAAGCCUGUAAACUUUGACGAGUUCUCUGACGUCCACGUUCCGGCCGUGAUCCUGAAGACGUUCCUCAGAGACCUCCCUGAACCUCUGCUCACGUUCAGAGUCUACGGACAAGUCCAGGACGUCCUGAACGUGGAGAGCAGCCUCCGAGUGUCGAGGUGCAGACACAUCGUCGAGAGUCUCCCUGAACUGAACUUCAUCGUGCUCAAGUUCCUCAUUUUCCUCCACAUGGUGUCGCAGCAGAGCAUCAUCAACAAGAUGAGUCCGUCCAACUUGGCCUGUGUGUUCGGGGUCAACCUGGUCCGACCUCGUCACGGCUCCAUCUCGCUCUCCGACCUCACGCCCAUCAACGUGUUCACCGAACUGCUCGUCGAGCACUUCGCCGCCGUGUUCGGCUCCCGCUGCCCGCCGGGGCAGGUGACCCCCUGACCCUGGACAG
Molecule: messenger RNA, 1429 nt
Organism: Scophthalmus maximus (turbot)
Lineage: Eukaryota; Metazoa; Chordata; Actinopteri; Pleuronectiformes; Scophthalmidae
Product: rho GTPase-activating protein 8-like
Biological process (GO): small GTPase-mediated signal transduction; negative regulation of endocytic recycling
Cellular component (GO): cytoplasm
Molecular function (GO): GTPase activator activity
Source: RefSeq, a predicted model, not a curated record